AUGGCCCAGCAGGCAGAUAACUUCACCCUGCUCGACGCAAGCAUCUCGGAGCUCCAAACUGCGCUCUCCUCAGGAUGUCUAAGCAGCGUCGACCUAGUGUCCCGCUACCUACGCCGCAUCAGUGUCUACGACGCCAACGGACCAAAGCUCAGCGCCAUCCCGAUUCUCAACCCAAAUGUCUUCGACGAGGCAGCCGCUUCAGACGCCAGGCGCGCAACGGGUCUUCCCCCGCGUCUGCUGGAAGGUAUUCCCUACCUUGUCAAAGAUAACAUCAAGGUAAAGGGGAUGACGGUUGCUAGCGGAUCGCCUGCGUUCGAGAAACUAGUUGCCACAGAGGAUGCGGCGUGCGUGCAGGUCCUGCGGGAAGCUGGCGCGGUGCUUCUGGGACGUACUAAUAUGCCGGCCAUGGCAUAUGGAGGCAUGCAGCGUGGAUGCUACGGGCGUGCCGAGAGUCCCUAUAACAGCGCGUAUCUCGCUGCGGCUUAUGCAUCGGGCUCGUCGAAUGGAUCCGCCGUCGCGACUGCGUCUAAUAUGUGUGCCUUCUCUCUCGGCACCGAGACUGUUUCCUCCGGCCGCUCACCGGCCUCGAACAACGCUGUCGUCGCCUACACGCCCUCAAAGGGCCUGCUUCCACUACGCGGCGUGUGGCCACUAUAUCCGACAUGCGAUGUCUUGGUGCCGCAUACCCGCACCAUGGCAGAUCUGCUUCUCGUCCUCGAUGCCCUGGCUACGUCUGACCCGUCGCCACGCGGCGACUUCUACAAUGAGCAGACUAUCGUCCAUCUGCCUGCAGUCAACACUCUCCGACCACAGUCCUUUUCGACCCUGCAAGACACCAACUCGCUCCGCGGGAAGCGCAUCGGCGUGCCAUCAAUGUAUAUCGGAGGCGAUGAUUCCUCCGUGCAGGCCGUAAGCAGAAUUUUUACCCGACCUUCUAUCAUCAAGCUCUGGCAACAAGCCCGACGAGCCCUGGAAGCAUGCGGUGCGGAGGUUAUCGAGACGGACGAUUUCCCGCUUGUGACAACCUACGAAUCCAAAGCGAUGAACGGCCAGCUCGUCACUGUCGCCGACUUACCCGACGGCUGGCCUGCCACAGAACGAUGCGAGCUGGUCGCACACGCAUGGGACGACUUCCUGGUCACAAACGCACAAACGGGCCUCGAGUCCUUAGCACGCGUUGAUCCAGCAACGAUCUUCCCACCGGCGCCAGGUUCUUUGGCGGGAACGCCCGACGCAGCGAAUGCACUGAAAUGGGACGAGAUGGUGCGGUAUCCGUCUCGCAAGCCUCCUUCCAUUCAUGAAAUCCCUGGUAUUCGGCAGGCCAUUCAAGCCCUCGAGAAUGCGCGCAAGGUGACCCUAGAGCAAUGGAUGGACCGGCUCGGUCUGGAUGCUGUGGUCUUCCCCGCGAAUGGUGAUGUUGGUGCUGCAAAUGCAGACGUGGACGAGUCAGCGUCGCGGUUUGCGUGGAGUAAUGGGGUCAAGUACUCGAAUGGGAAUAGGCCCAUUCGCCAUCUCGGGGUGCCGACCAUUUCUGUGCCGAUGGGUGUCAUGGAGGAUACGGGGAUUCCGGUGAAUCUUACGUUUGCGGGCAAGGCGUACGACGAUAACAGUCUUCUGCGCUAUGGAUUUGCGUUUGAGGCUGCUACAAAGAAUCGUGUUAUGCCGCCUCUAGUGCCGGGGCUGGACUCGGAUUGUUUUGAGAUUGGCGGGAGUCCUCGGGUAUUGCCAGCAAAGAAUCCUCCGGAGCUGGUGGUUGAGUCUCGGGCGAAGAAUAUUCAUGGGUCUGAAGUUGCUGUUCAAGUGCAGGGGUCUUUGAAGCUGGGUGGUGCGCAGUUGAAGAGGCUUUCGUGCUUCGUCAAUGGGAGACCUGUCCAGGUGGCGGUCGAGGGCGAGAGAUGGUCCCUUGGCACCUCUUACCCUGUCUCCGAACGCGAUGCGAGCUGGGAACGCUGGGCAAGUCCUGCGCUGAAGCAGACGAUUGUGACUAUUACGGCGCAUACAGAUGCUGGCCUUGCAACGGGCAAGUUGAUUCUUCUCUAA
Messenger RNA from Penicillium lagena, 2040 nucleotides. RefSeq names its product Amidase. The record is from RefSeq and is a predicted model, not a curated record. The transcript has a single exon. The coding region runs from base 1 to 2040 and encodes 679 amino acids. Lineage: Eukaryota; Fungi; Ascomycota; Eurotiomycetes; Eurotiales; Aspergillaceae.